AUGAAAGCGGCUCGACUAAGGGCUCGAUCGAGUAGAAACAGAGUAACUGAGCUCGAUCGAGUUGAGGGUCGAGUUAGCGUCUUUUGGAGCACUUUGGAGCAUUUGGGACGUAAGGAGCAAGGAAGGACUUGGUGCAUGGACACAGCUCAACCACACACGCAUAGGAUGAAGGAGGAAGUCAUCUUGAAGUCAGCUCGACCAGCUACUCGACCAACCGGUCGAGUUCAGGAACUCGACCGGCCAAGUUCCAACUUGAUCAAGCUGAGGAGUCAACAGUCAAACCCGAAAAAUGUUGCUUCCCCUUUGACUUCCCUUUGA
Microthlaspi erraticum is the source of this 318-nucleotide messenger RNA. Lineage: Eukaryota; Viridiplantae; Streptophyta; Magnoliopsida; Brassicales; Brassicaceae. The record is from the annotation of a GenBank genome assembly.